This is a messenger RNA of Elgaria multicarinata webbii, 2806 nucleotides long. It is a transcript of the gene FADS6, whose product is annotated as fatty acid desaturase 6. Gene Ontology annotation, molecular function: oxidoreductase activity, acting on paired donors, with oxidation of a pair of donors resulting in the reduction of molecular oxygen to two molecules of water. Gene Ontology annotation, cellular component: membrane. The transcript has 6 exons. Gene Ontology annotation, biological process: lipid metabolic process. The coding region runs from base 223 to 1647 and encodes 474 amino acids. The record is from RefSeq and is a predicted model, not a curated record. Lineage: Eukaryota; Metazoa; Chordata; Lepidosauria; Squamata; Anguidae.
GGUUGGGACCGGGGCCAGCUUUUCAGAGCUGGAGCUAAGCAAUCUGAGCUCCCAGCCCAGCGAGCAUUUCUGACUGCACACGGUGGCACUUCUGCCAGAAGAAGGCCACCUCCAUUUCUCUGUGGCUGCUGCCCGUCCUGGGACAGCCUCGCUUGUUACUUGAUCCUGUGGCAGCUCCAGGACGUUGGCUCACUCUGCAGCUGUCCUGUGCUCUGCCGAGAGAUGGAACCACGGCAGGAGGAGAUGCUGAUGAAGAACCAGGAAUGGUACACAGAGACAAGGAAAGAGAAGCAGCCCAAGGGGGCAGGUGCUGCUGGCAUAGGACAGCUGCUGGAAACGUCUCCUUUAAGCUGCGAAGUGGUACAGUCAGCAGGCAAUAGAUUCGGGGACGAAAGGGAGAGGCUGGGGCAAGAGGACACCUCGAGCCAAGAGAGUGCAGAUGCCAAGCUACAGCUGCCAAAUGGUUGCAGAAGGGAAGGUCCUUCCUCUUUUGAGGAGGAGGAGGACAAAGAGAUUUCAAAGGAACCACGCCAAAGGCCCACCCUCAAUUACUCAGGCCUAGGCAAAGAUGUGACCCUUGCUUCCCCAGCAGAAGAGAUUGUCCUGUUAAAAAGAUCAAGAAAGGGGGAUAUGCAGCUACCUGGAGAGAGGACUUAUGAGGAAUUCCUGAUGGGGGAGCUCUCGGAGAUGGUGCAGAAGGUGGUGAAGAGCAGCAGUUGGUGGGAGAGGCACGGCGUUGAUUGCACAAGUAUUGCUUUGAACUUUCUUACCAUACCAGUAGGAUUCUUGCUUCUGCGUUCUGAUAACCUUUUCACCUUCCUGUUGGGCAUUACUGUACUGGGUGUGGCACAUCACACGAUCUCUGUGAAGGGGAGCCACCUGGCCAGCCACAAUUCUCUGGUGGAGUCCAAGUCGUGGGGAAAAUUCUGGGCCAUCUUCUUCAUAGAGGUUUGCACCGGUUUUACGGCAGAACAGGCGUCCUACAACCACGUGAAAAUCCACCAUGCUUACACAAAUGUCAUUGGUCUGGGGGACUCCAGUACAUGGAAGCUUCCUUUCCUGAACCGCUAUGUUUACAUGUUCAUUGCACCUAUUUCUGUACCUAUUAUCACCCCUUUUGUGGCAAUUGGCAUGCUCAAAGAAGUUGAAUUGAAAACAGCCAUCCGGACCCUUUGCUGUAUAUUUAUUGGCCUCUACUCCCAUUACUGGCUUCUGCUUCAUGUCUCAGGGUUCCAGUCCGUGUGGUCUGCUCUUGGCUGCAUGCUGAUCACACGAUCUCUCCUUGCCCAUCCUUAUAUCCAUGUUAAUAUCUUCCAGCAUAUUGGCCUCCCAAUGUUUUCAGCUGAUAAGAAGCCAAAACGAAUUCACAUGAUGUCGUCUGGAGUUCUGAACUUACCUCGAAACCCCCUGUUAGAUUGGUCCUUCGGGCACUCAAUCAUCAACUGUCAUGUGGAACAUCAUCUCUUCCCAACACUUUCUGAUAACAUGUGCCUGAAGAUCAAGCCAAUUGUUUCCCGGUACUUGAAAGAGAAGAAAUUGCCCUAUAAUGAGGAUUCUUAUUGGUGCCGCUUGAAGUUGUUCCUGGACAAAUAUGAAGAAUUGAUGGUCCAUGCACCACCCAUUUCUGAACUUGUUGGGAUUCAGUGAUGGCACCUUAGGACACAAAGCUAUUAUAGCAAUAAAGCAAGAUUGUUACCUUCCCCCAUCACCACUGGAUCACAAUACUUAGAACCCAAGUUAGGGUCCAAUCCAGCUGUUAAGGAGAAAACCAGAAUGUCUUCCAUAUGGCUAAGUAGAAAGGACCUUUGAAUAAGCAAUGCCAGCUGCUCAGUAAUGGGUCAACAGGGGAAAAUCAGUAGCUCCAAUACAAUAGGUUUCAAAGAAAGAUGUUUUAUCAUCUUGAUUGUUUUUCACUGCUUUCUUGUAGGUUUUUGCAUACCAACCAUCCUUUUUUUCUGCUACUUUACAACUCAGAGGAUGCCAAUUGUAAGGGCUGUUUCAUAUGCUAUUUUUCGUCCCUUUAAAAUCACUUGUAUGCUGUAAGGGUGCUUCCAUACAGAUGACUCCUAGUGCUACCAAUCAAAAGGCAUAAUGCAGCUUUUCUGUAUUUCUCUUAACUGAUUUUUUGUGGUAAGAAAAAAAUCUGGAAGCGGUGGGAGAAACACAAGUGGAAGAUGAUAUUAUCUGCCGCUGCCCCCUAUAAAAUUCCACGAACAAGACAGGACGAUGGCACAAUAAAAGCCUCAUGUAGAAGCACCCUAAAAUAUAUGAAGAGCUGUGUGAAGUUUUUUCACCUUGUGGCGAUGGCUCGGACAGCCAACAACAGAUCAGAAUGUUGCUGACUUAUCUGUGAAUCCACAGUGGAGGAAAUAUUACACCCUCUUUCAUGCAUUACAAUAUAUGCAUACUGUAUGUUCCCAAUGUAGACAUUAUCUUUGUGAGGGGAAAUGAAACCUAUGAAAGGGUUUCUGCACUACCGUGAACUUGGGGGCUUCAUGUUAAACUGAGCUAGAUCAUUGCGUGAGGUCAAGCCUGCAUUCUGGGACCUUGUGGGAUGGUUAAGGGAGGGCUCUGCUAUUUCCUGGUAGACAGAAUUCACCUACUGCAAAAAGAAAAAGUUACCGAGCAAAGAACAAUAGUAGAGCAUAGGAAGCUGCCUUAUACUGAGUCAGACCAUUAGUCCAUCUAGCCCAGUACAAUUGACUCUGACUGGCAGCAGCUCUCCAGGGUUUCAAGCAGGAUUUUUUCUCAGCUCUGCCUGGAGAAGCUGGGGACUGAACCUGGGACCUUCUGCAUGCCAAGCAUG